Molecule: messenger RNA, 1275 nt
Organism: Cyphellophora attinorum
Lineage: Eukaryota; Fungi; Ascomycota; Eurotiomycetes; Chaetothyriales; Cyphellophoraceae
Product: Phosphonoacetate hydrolase
Exons: 1
Coding region: 1-1275 (424 amino acids)
Molecular function (GO): phosphonoacetate hydrolase activity
Source: RefSeq, a predicted model, not a curated record
AUGGGCUCAACCACCCCAACAAUAACCCUCCACUCCCGUACCUACCACCCACCCGUCCAACCAACCGUAGUAAUCUGCAUCGACGGUUUCGACCCAACCUACUUAUCCCCCUCCACAACUCCCAACCUGUUCUCCUUCACAGACCCAGCCAACGGCUUCCACGCCACAGCUCACUGCGCCAUGCCCUCCCUCACCAACCCCAACAACCUCUCCAUCAUCACCGGCGCGCCCACCGCCGCCCACGGCGUCUCCGGGAACUACUACCUCGACAAGGCUACCGGCAAGGAAGUCAUGAUGGUCGAUGAUCGCUCGAUGUGGGGAAGCACCAUCCUCGCUGAGUUAGCCAACCAGUUGGGUGUGCGGGUGGCGGCGAUUACCGCGAAGAAUAAAUUGAGGAGGAUCAUCCAACAUGGGCUGACGCCGCCGGAGAAGACGGGUGCGAUUUGUUUCAGCGCGCAGUUUGCGAACGAAGCCACCUUCGCCUCGAACGGCAUCGAAGAUGUCGAAGCGUGGCUGGGGCAGCCAUCACCGCCGCAAUAUUCCGGCGAGCUGUCCCUGUUCGUGCUCGACGCCGGGCUGAAGUUGCUGCAAGAAGACCGUGCGGAUCUGUUUUAUUUGACGCUGUCGGAUUAUAUCCAGCAUAAGCAUGCACCCGAGGAGCCCGAGGCGAAGUGGUUCAUGGGGGAGAUUGAUCGACGGGUGGGGGAGUUUGUGGGGAUGGGAGCGUUGGUGGUGGUCACGGGGGAUCAUGGGAUGAGUGCGAAGGCGGAUGGAGUAAGGGGUGAGCCGAAUGUGUUAUUCCUCGAGGACGCAUUGUGCGAGAGGUGGCCGGAAGCCAAUGCGCGGGUGAUUUGCCCAAUUGCGGACCCGUUUGUCAAGCAUCACGGUGCACUUGGCGGGUUUGUGCGCGUGCAUCUUCUGGGGAAGGGGCAGCCAGAUGCUGGUGUUGUAAAGGAGAUGUUGGAGUUUGUGAGCGGUUUUCCGGAGGUGGAGGUCGCGUACACUGGCGCGGAAGCAGCGAGGCGGUUUGAGAUGCCGGUUGAGAGGGAGGGAGAUCUGGUGGUGAUUUCGAAGGAGUAUUCUGUAUUGGGAGGAAGGAGGAAUGAGCAUGACCUGGAAGGACUGAAGGGACACAAGCUGAGGUCUCACGGUGGGCUGUCGGAACAGGAGAUUCCGUUGCUAAGAUCGAAGCCUUUGAGUGCUGAGGCGCUGGAGAAGUCAAAGGGGAGGCAUUGGCGGAAUUUUGACGCCUUUGAUCUCGCGCUCAAUCAUUGA